Messenger RNA from Sitophilus oryzae (rice weevil), 2424 nucleotides. RefSeq names its product aquaporin AQPAn.G-like. The coding region runs from base 256 to 1011 and encodes 251 amino acids. The record is from RefSeq and is a predicted model, not a curated record. Gene Ontology annotation, biological process: transmembrane transport. Gene Ontology annotation, molecular function: water channel activity. The transcript has 6 exons. Gene Ontology annotation, cellular component: plasma membrane. NCBI's taxonomy places the organism in Eukaryota, Metazoa, Arthropoda, Insecta, Coleoptera, Curculionidae.
AACGAUAUUCAACGUCGGGCCGUGUUUUCCUUUAGGCAAUCUCGGGUAAAAUUACAAGACAGAUUAUAUAUACAAACCGCUUUAGAUAUCAGAGAUAGUUUCAAGUGAUUCUGAUUUUGAACAAUAACAAUACACAGUUUAUCGCAAUUUCGAUUUAAGAGCUCAAUUGCGGUGCCAGUACUACUUGAAUUUUGUAAUUAGAAAGAUUGUAGUGAAGAGUUAGUUGUACGAGGCGAGAUAUCGAAAUCAUCAAACAUGGCUUUCGGAGGAGGAGAGACAACAAGACAGUAUUUCGUCAAUUUUGUUUCCGAAGUUUUGGGAACGGCCCUUCUUCUAUUUUUAGGAUGUAUGGGCUGCAUACAAACAGACAAUCCACCUGCUGUGCACCACAUGCCUGCUAUAGCAUUCGGUUUAGUUGUCCUGCUAAUUAUUCAAAUAUUCGGACAUAUAUCAGGAGCUCAUUUAAAUCCAGCUGUAACGCUUAGUACUGUGAUUUUCCGAAUGCUUAGUCCUGCGAUGGGCGUUGUUUAUGUUGCAGGACAAUUUCUUGGAGCAACAUUAGGUUACGCACUUUUAAAAAUACUCAUGCCCGAAGGAUGGGUUUCUGGUGGUUUUUGCCUAACCAAACCAGCUGCUGCAGCUAGUCCAAUUCAAGCUUUAAUAAUAGAAACCAUCAUCACUGCAGUACUUAUUUUGGUUUGUUGUGGGGUAUGGGAUCCGAGAAAUGCUCAGAAACAAGACUCUGUGCCUUUGAGGUUUGGACUAAUUAUUACAGCUAUUGCCAUGGUGGCGGGACCAAUAACAGGAGCAAGUAUGAAUACUGCCAGAUCAUUUGGACCUGCUUUUCUGGCCGGAGAUUAUGAACAUCAAUGGAUAUACUGGAUCGGACCUAACGUAGGUGCCAUCAUUGGUUGUGGUAUUUACAGCUUUAUAUUCGCAGAAGAAGAGCCUGAAGAAGAGGAAAUCAUUGAACUCGAAGAGGUUGGACACAUGAUUCAGGAAAAAUCGUAAUAAAUCUUCCCUGAUUUGCAUAAAGGAUGCAUAAACAAUAUGUGUUAUUUUCAUGCCGCUUAUAAUACCACAGAUUUAUUGAAAAUAAUAUCAGCUUCAUCGCAAUCUACAGCAGUAUUCCGAAUUUUAACUAUUUUAUUAGUUAAAUGACAAAUGAUAAUUAUUUUAAAGUACCAUUAAUGAAAGUUUUUUAAAUCAUCAUAAUCGUACUUUAUAAUUUUAAAACUGCUGUAGUUUCCUUUGAAGAUGGCGAAACUGACAUUUUCAAACUAUAAUACUCGAUAAUUAAAGAAUACAAGGACAAAAUACCCUAUAGAUAACACCCGAGACAAAAUUGUUACCAUUUUUGUCUCCAAACAGUGCCGUGUCAGAGGGUUAAGAGUCUAUUACGCUAUACUAUUCGGGUCGCUCUCAGGGGUCGGGUAAAGCGGGUGUGUGGCCGAAGAUUAAGGUUUGCAAAGCUUCAGCAUUUGCCAUAACAUAGCGAGCAAUUUGUUACAUAACCAUAUAAAUUAUAUAUCAUUGUAAUUACAAAACUUCAAUCUAUUUCUGCAUUGUAACGAAAUUUUAAAUUAUGUCUUUAUUUCACAGAAAAUUUAGUCCAAAUAUAAGGAAUAUUUUGUUGAUGUUUGACCAUCAAAAUCUUGAAAAUAAAGAAGUUGUCUAAAAAUGUCCUACAAUUAUAUAGUAUAAUCCUUUAUCUUUAAUUUCCUUCUUUAUUUGUAUAAAAAUACCUAGGCAGUUUUACAUAAAACGUUAAAUCCUGAACGCUUAUUUUGGCAGUUUUUUGGAUUAGUGAAAUGGACUUUUAAACGUAAUUCCUGGUUCUUUCUCAUCGUUGUGGCUUUUACAAUUGCAAGCUGAACAAAUCACCAUUGUAAUAAAGUUUAUACAAAGUUUAAUAUACACUACAAACUAUUAUUAAUUGCUAAAAUUGUCGCUGGUGACACAUCCGUUGUUUCCAAAAAAAUGGCGUCUAACAUCACAAAUUUUACUUCAGCCCGUAUAUGCCCCUUAACACGUCGUCCUCGUAUUCUUUAGUCAUUGGUAACACUAAUCUGUCGUAGAUAAUGGCAAAUUUAAUUGAUUUUUAACCUAAAAACCUACACAUUCCAUUUAUUUUACACACAUUCUUGCCAAUUGUUAUUUUAUAAUAGCUAAGCUUAUUAUAUUAUCACAUAUUUAUAUAAUCACGUUUAAAAAUCAUCAACAAGAAGUCAUGAAAAGAUGUGAUAAGAUUGAAAAAAUGAAAUAAUAAGAGCCGGAAUGACAGGGUCAUCAAAUAAUUUUUGGCAUAUUUUUUUUAUUUGAUCUAGUCGAAUAUGUUGUUAAUGUUUAAUUUUAAGUUGUUAUUGAGAUGUUUUAAAAAUGUCUCAAAUAGCCGGGACUGUACGAAUAAAUUUAUUUUUUGUA